Heterobilharzia americana is the source of this 774-nucleotide messenger RNA. The record is from the annotation of a GenBank genome assembly. Lineage: Eukaryota; Metazoa; Platyhelminthes; Trematoda; Strigeidida; Schistosomatidae.
AUGUUGGAUAUUGGGGCAGUAACUAUAAUCAUUUUAAAUUUCAAGGUCGAUGAGGUCGUUAUCGUGUACAUGUUUGUUGUUGUCCUACCUGAAAUGGAUUUGUAUAACAAGUCUAGAAGAAUCAUUGGACUUAUUUUAGCCAUAGCUAUCUCAUGUUUCUUUCUGUUUGUUACUGGUGCCUGCCAUAAACGUGAAAUAGAGGAAGAUUAUGCAGUGCAAAUUAUAGUUGAUGGCAUAGAGAACUUUUAUCGGCUGAAGAACCUGGAGAUCGAUCGACCUGAUGAAGCAUUAGAUUUAUUCUCGGGAUUAUCUUUUGAUCCGACGUUUUUGGACUUUGGUGACCAGCCACUUUCACACCCUAAGCAUGUCGAAGUCACGAUUACUAACAUUGAUACUGACCAGUCGAUUGAGCUCGUCACUACUUUUGGAGCUCCUUCGUUCAUAUUUUCGUCCAGAUUUAAUCAAACUGAGAUUGCUCCAGCUUCAUCUGCGACGUUUAACGUGACAUUCUUACCGUAUACCGUGGGUGAAUUUGAAGGUUUCAUGUACAUUCAGACAUCAUUGGGUGCUGUAAAAUAUCAGGUGUUUGGAUCCAGUCAUAUCAGUGACCAAUACUUAAUACCUCUCGUUAACCUUGAAUCGCUGGUUGAAAACAAGAAAAUGUUCUGUGUUAAAAUGGUUAACCCUUUGUCUUAUUCUGUUGAGGUCAACAACUUAAAAGUAUUUCCGGCAACCAAACUGCGGAUGAUUGUGAUCAUUUCGAUGUGUCAAUGA